UGCUGCCCAUUUUCUCUGCUCUCAAACACGAGCGUAGUCCUGUGGACCGGAGUAAAUCCGAGUUAGGGCACCGAGCUGUGCUCACCGCUUGUUUGCCGUGCUCCCUCCUCCUCUUCUCCACUUCUGACCGUCUCCUCGCCCUUACCACUCCCCUUCCACCUGCCCUUUCCCCCUUCUCUCCCCGCAGAGGAGCCGCAGGCAGCGCUCUCUCCCGGAGCAUCCCGGAGGAGCCCCGCAGGACUUGGCAGACCGGAGCCCGGCAGCACCUGGCCCCGAAACCCCUGCCCGGGGCUGGAGCCGGGGCGGCGCUGUCGGGGCGGGGCGGGCAGAGGCAGCCGCCGGCCGGCCCGAGGAAGCGGCCGCGGCUGGGCCGGCCCCGAGCGCUGCCGCCCGCCGGGCACCGGGAGCGGCCCCGGCCCCGGCCGCCCGCACCAUGACGGCCCCCGGAACUCACGGAGGAUAUGAUGUGCUGAUUGUGUAUGCAAGUGACGCCACUGAAUGGUGUCAGUACCUUCGGGACCUCUUCCUCUCUACUCGGCACAUCCGAAAGCAUCGGAUUCUGAGCUACCAGCUGGAGGGCGACUCUGCCAUCUCCCAGCAGGAGCUGGACCUGUUCGUCAAAAGUCGGAGCAUCAUCGUCUUGCUAUCUGUGGAGCUGGUGCAGAGUUUUUAUUAUCCUCCUGUCCUGCAAAGCCUUCAGGAAGCUUUAUGGCCCCCGCACAAAGUAGUCAAGCUGUACUGCGGUGUUACGGACUGUGAUGACUAUUUGACCUUUUUCGAGGACUGGUAUCAGUGGCAAGAACUCACGUAUGAUGAUGAGCCCGAUGCUUACCUAGAAGCUGUCAAGAAGGCUAUUUCAGAAGACUCGGGCUGUGACUCUGUGACUGACACAGAAACAGAAGACGAGAAGAACCCAGUUUACUCCUGCAGCCUUGCCAUGAACGAAGAGCAUGGAUCAUCCACGAGCACUGCUGACCAUCCGGUGGUGCAGCCUGACCGCAUACGCUGUGGGGUGCAGACCACUAUUUAUAUUAUCAUGAAAUGUAGACUAGAUAGCAAAGUGAAAACUGAAGUGGAAUUCUCUCCAGAGAAUGCAUCGUCUGUGUGUGUGCUGGCUGAGAUGGAGAAUGAGUACACAAUCUCCGUGGAAGCUCCAAAUUUAACCUCUGGGACAGUGCCUCUAAAGAUAUACUCAGGGGACUUGAUGGUGGGAGAAACGAGCGUCACCUACCAUACCGACAUGGAGGAAAUCAGCAGUCUGCUGGCAAAUGCAGCCAACCCAGUACAGUUCAUGUGCCAGGCCUUUAAAAUUGUGCCAUACAGCAUAGAAGCACUGGACAAAUUGUUGACAGAGUCACUGAAGAAGAACAUUCCUGCCAGUGGCUUACACCUAUUUGGAAUCAACCAGCUGGAAGAAAACGAUAUGAUGACAAAUCAGAGGGAUGAGGAAUUGCCAACGCUGCUUCACUUUUCUGCAAGAUAUGGGCUGAAAAACCUCACCGCUUUGCUGCUGACAUGCCCUGGAGCACUGCAGGCAUAUAGUGUGGCCAACAAAUAUGGCCACUAUCCAAACACAAUCGCAGAAAAGCAUGGCUUUAAGGACCUCCGGCAAUUCAUUGAUGAAUAUGUGGAAACAGCAGAUAUGCUGAAGAGUCACAUUAAGGAAGAGCUAAUGCAAGGUGAAGAGGAUGAGUCUGUUUAUGAGUCCAUGGCUCAUCUUUCCACUGACCUGUUAAUGAAGUGUUCCUUGAAUCCUGGCUCCGAUGAAGAGCUAUAUGAAUCCAUGGCUGGAUUUGUCCCGGGUGCCCCAGAAGACCUUUAUGUAGAGAUGCUUCAGUCCAAGCCAGACACUCCAACUGCCAGAGAUGAAAUUUCUCUAAAUACAAAAGACUCGAUGCUCCGCAAGUUUUUAGAAGGUGGUAGCAUGGAUGCGCCAGAUUCAGAGGAAGGAGUUUACCAGCGUUGUGGUGAAGACCUAUAUUAUUCAGUGGAACAAGAUCCUUUUCCACAGGAAAUGGCCAGCAGACCUCCAGUUCCUGUUCCAAGACCAGAAUCCAGCUCUCCACAGCCAGAUAAUGAGCUGUACAUCUCCAAAAUUUUUGCACAGAAAGCACAAAGACCUGAGAAUCUCUAUGUGUCUAGAGGAAAGGUGAAGAAAGAGACAAUAGUUAGGCCUGUAAGAGACCUGUCUCAAUCAAGUAUAUACGAUCCAUUUGCUGGAAUGAAAACCCCAGGUCAACGGCAGCUGAUUACGUUACAGGAACAAGUGAAAAUGGGCAUACUCAAUGUUGAUGAAGCUGUACUUCACUUUAAGGAGUGGCAACUGAACCAGAAAAAGAGAUCAGAAUCAUUUCGGUUCCAGCAGGAAAAUCUGAAACGGCUACGAGACAGCAUAACCAGGAGGCAAAUGGAGAAGCAAAAAUCAGGCAAAAGUACAGAUUUGGAAAUUACAGUACCCAUUCGACAUUCUCAUAACACUCUUGGGAAACCAGAAUGUGGCAUAUAUGAAUACACCCCUAGGAAAAAUGUUUUCCCACCAAAAAAGGAGAUAAAGCGAGGAGACUGGAAAACAGAAAGCACGUCCAGCACAACAAGUAGCGCGAGUAACCGCUCCAGCACUCGGAGCAUACUGAGCGUCAGCAGCGGGAUGGAAGGGGACAGUGAGGACAAUGAAGUCUCAGAAGCAAGUAGGAGCCGCAGCCCCCUUGCCCACCAAGCAGAGAGGCUACCCCUCCCGCUGCCUGAAAGGCCUCCUAGAGUGCCUCCUCGAGGUGCAAGCAGGCCUAUAAGCUCUGAAGGCCUUUAUCCUCCACCUGUGCCCCCAAGAGGUCGCUGAAUCUCUCAACAUCUGUGGAAUAUGAGAUUUUUCUGUUUGUAUGUGUGUAUUUGUACAGAUAUUUUUGGGGUUGUCUUAAAUUAUUUAUAAUUGGGAGCCAAAUGUUUGCUUCCCUUUCUCCCUGUCUAAAGUUCUGGUGACUUUACCCAUGAUUUUCAUUGAGACUUUUUGGCCUUCUACAACUUUUUUAUUUAGAAGAAUUUUCAUGCUCUGAGACUUCAAGGAAAAGUCAUGGUUGGAAAAGAGAACACUGCUGUGUGUCUUGGCAGCCCUGCAGCAACACGGAGUUUCCUUUUGAUCAAGAAAGAGGUUGUCCUUUUAGAAACUAAAUCCUGAUACGGAUUGUCAACAAAGCCUUCGAUACAAUGUGCAAAGGCUUUACUGGAAAACAUGCUUCAAAAAGUAAAGACAAUCAUUUUAAAGACUGUGUUUGAAGAACACUCGUUACAGCAGGAACAGAUGAAUGCAUUGCUGUUUGGUGUAACAUUUUGUGUGGAGACACAUUGAAAUUCCAGAAAAUUUAGAAUCUCCUUCCAGUAUUCAUUAAACCAUAGGAGGAUGAAAAGUUA
Anas platyrhynchos (mallard) is the source of this 3405-nucleotide messenger RNA. It is a transcript of the gene PIK3AP1, whose product is annotated as phosphoinositide-3-kinase adaptor protein 1. Gene Ontology annotation, cellular component: cytosol. Gene Ontology annotation, biological process: signal transduction. The record is from RefSeq and is a predicted model, not a curated record. Gene Ontology annotation, molecular function: phosphatidylinositol 3-kinase regulatory subunit binding; signaling receptor binding. Lineage: Eukaryota; Metazoa; Chordata; Aves; Anseriformes; Anatidae.